CCCCUCAUUUCUUAAUGAAGGUUCCAGGCCUUAGCAAAGACAAUGGAAAUAAAAAGAUUUUUUUCUUCAUACAUUGGUGUCCCAUACAAAACUGGAAUUCUGUUAAUAUGGAAGAUAGAGAAAUGGAUAUUGGAUAGGCAACUAACACUAUGUUCCAUAUUUACUUUUGCUUAUUAGGACCCUAAAUCGCAGUGAGAUAUGCCCCGUAGAUCUGAGAAACCCUGUUGUUAUGCACACUAAAAUAUGAGUUCCAGAGAUAACAAGCAAUUUGGCCAACUCACACAUAGUCUAGACUCCAAAUCUCUCCUACCGAACUGCCUAGGAAACCUGGAAUAGAGAGGCAAAGACCCGUCAGGUACCCUGCAGAUUUCAAAAGCCGGAUUUCACUAAAUUCAGAGAAUGACCCAAGACGGAAAGGAAAGCCCAAAGUAGGAACCACUUAGCGCUGCUCACGAUUCUACCCGGAUUCAUUUUUUUCAGUUGACAGGAAGUGAAGGACUAUAACCCCACUUGCCGGAAGUGCCUUUUCGGGAGUGCUUGGCUGUUCUUGCAGCUCAGGUUUUCAUCUCUCCGCGCGACACUGGCAACAACAUGCUUCUGAUUCAGCGUGCCCACUUAGCUAUAAAAAUACAUUAAUCAGAACUGCCUGGCAUCUUCCUGAGCAAGACUUCAUUAGGUCCCAGUAUGCUUCACUUCAUCCGGAAGUUUUCUCAAGCAUCUUCAAAGAUGCCGAAGUACCCUUUCACAGUUGGACUAGGAGCCAGCAGGAGAAUAGAAACACUUUCUCUCAAGGCAUGUCUCCAGCAGAACUUUUCACCUUUGUUUCUAAGGCCUAGGCCUUCCUCAUCAUUUCCAGUGUGUAUGAGCAAGACACAAUACUAUCAUACUUCCCCAUGCAACUUUAAGAAGAAGCAGAAGGAAGAAGUGCUUCCAGCCAGGCCACCGAAAACGAUCACAUACCUGCCUGACAGCCCAAAGCCAGCAUUAUACAUAUCUCUGGCGGGACUAAUCCCUUUCCUUGCUCCACCACUGAUCAUGGUGAUGGUAAAGACUUAUAUCCCCGUAUUAGCUUUUACUCAGAUGGCUUAUGGAGCCAGUUUCCUAUCUUUCUUGGGAGGGAUCAGAUGGGGUUUUGUUCUGCCAGAAGGUAGUCCAGCCAAACCAGACUACCUAAAUUUAGCUAGUAGUACAGCUCCUGUCCUGUUUUCAUGGUUUGCCUUCCUUGUUUCUGAAAGGCUCAGUGAAGCUAUACUCACAGUAAUAAUAGGUUUGGGGAUAGCAUUACAUAAUGAACUUUUUCUUUUGCCAGAUUAUCCCAAUUGGUUCAAAGCCCUGAGGAUAGUAGUCACUUUAGUGGCCUUUUUAUCGUUUGUAAUCACUUUACUACUUAAAAAUAUUUAUCCAGAGAAAGGACCCCAGAAACCUGGUCAAGGAGAAUAAAUAUAAAACUACUCAAUAAAUGAUGUUAGCACGUUGGCUACA
This is a messenger RNA of Myotis myotis, 1482 nucleotides long. RefSeq names its product transmembrane protein 69 (gene TMEM69). The transcript has 3 exons. The coding region runs from base 685 to 1440 and encodes 251 amino acids. The record is from RefSeq and is a predicted model, not a curated record. NCBI's taxonomy places the organism in Eukaryota, Metazoa, Chordata, Mammalia, Chiroptera, Vespertilionidae.